This is a messenger RNA of Monopterus albus (swamp eel), 3285 nucleotides long. RefSeq names its product tripartite motif containing 47 (gene trim47). NCBI's taxonomy places the organism in Eukaryota, Metazoa, Chordata, Actinopteri, Synbranchiformes, Synbranchidae. The record is from RefSeq and is a predicted model, not a curated record. Gene Ontology annotation, molecular function: protein binding; zinc ion binding. The transcript is spliced from 8 exons. The coding region runs from base 70 to 1506 and encodes 478 amino acids.
CUCGCUUCCUUUGCGCCUUCCCCUUCACUUCCGGUAGUGGCAGUGUUGUGUUGCUGUUAGCUUGUAAACAUGGCUACUGCUGGAGCAGCUGGAGACGACCUGAAGAAGGAACUCACAUGUGCAAUUUGUUUGGAGUUUUUCAAAGACCCUGUUAUAUUGAAAUGCGGGCAUAAUUUUUGUCGGUUUUGCAUUUGUAUGCACUGGGAUGAAAAUGGCGGAGACUACGGGUAUCAGUGCCCUCAGUGCCGAACGGUGUUCAACAAGAGGACCUUCACUAAAAACUACUUGGUGCAGAACCUGGUGGCCAAGAUAGACGAUCUGGAUUGUUUGGGAUCUUGUCCUACAUCUUCCAAGCCCAUUAAAGUAGAUGGAAAGUGUGAACAACAUGGCGAAGAGCUGAAACUCUACUGCCAGACCGAUAAGAGGCUUAUCUGUGUAGUGUGCCGGGAAUCUAGAUCACACAGACACCAUGAGGUGGCACCAGUGCCAGAGGUUGUGAAUGACAUGAAGUUGGAGUUGAAACUGAGGAUAAUGGAACUCAACUGGCAGAAGUCUCAAUGUGUAAAUGUUAUAACAGCGGAUGAGCGCACCAAAAGUGAAGUGAGGUUGAACAAACAGAGACUCAAGGAGAAGAUCGAAGCAGAUGUUGGUGCCUUGGUCCAGUUCUUGUUAGAUGAGAGGGACUCCCUGCUCGAGAGUCUGGAUGCUGAGGAAGUGGCCACCAUGGCUGUCAUCGACGACAACUUGAAGACUGUGGAGACAGAGGCAGCAGCUGUGGACAAAGCUAUAGCUGAUAUCCACAGCCACAUCAGUGGGAAAACCAGCUUUGAGAGCCUUGCUGAGACAUUCAAUGCAAUUAUCCACAGUAAGCCUUUCACCUCCAUCGAGCCAGUUAAUUGUCCAACUGAAUUCACAGACUUCUCAGGGCCCUUCCAGCUCAUUAUGUGGAAGAAGAUGAUGCAUGUUCUGCAUACCAUGCCUCAGAACCUUACCUUAGAUCCAGACACUGCACACCCAAACCUGCUUAUCUCAGACUUUGACACCAAAGUGGAGGAGGGUCGUGUUCGUAACCAGGAGCCAGACUUGCCAGCCCGCUUCACUCGGUUCUGUGGUGUCCUUGCCACAGCCCAGUACGCCAGCGGCCAGCAUUACUGGGAGGUGGAUGUGAAGGAUAAAGGUGUGUGGUACCUGGGAGUCACCACUGAGUCCAGCAACAGAAAGGGUUUUGUCUGCCUCACUCCCGCUGCAGGAUACUGGAGCCUGUGUCUGCAGGACCGGCUGUAUGCCAAUGGAGAGGAUGGCCGCAUUCUGGUCGAUGACUACUGGAACUCUCCUCGGGUUGGCGUGUACCUGGACUAUGACAAUGGGCGUCUUAGUUUCUAUGAUGCUGUCACAAUGAGGAGACUAUACAUGUUUGAUACCUGCUUUGAAGAGCCGGUCUACCCUUUCUUCAGCCCAGGAAAGAAUGAUCCAGGCAGCAGGCUGCAGAUAUGCCACUAUUACUGAGAGCUGCCCUGAGUGUUUACAUCUGGUUAUCUAAGAGUCAACCCAUGUAUGCUAGUGUUUUCAGAUGUGCUGUUAGCAGGGUUUUAUCUCAUAGAAGAGACUGGAGUGACACAGUUACACUGAACACUGGAGCCAUGUACUUCAUGCAUUUGAGCCUGUUGGUCUUACUGGUGUUAGAAAAUAAGGAUUACCGUGAAUAAGAAUUACCAGGUGUCGUGUUACCCAUAGGUUGUAAUGAAGAACUUCAUUUUUCUCAUUACGAGGUUGAAAAUUGGUAUUUUUCAACAUAGACACAUACUGUAGGCUUAUACCCCUGACUGCUAUGGUGGCAGGGUUGGAGAGGUGCUUUGCUGUCUAUAUCACUGUGUCUGCUGGGAUAUAGAUGCCUAAGAUGCUCUUCUUGAUUAGAGCAAAUACCGCUCUUAUCCUAUUAGCAAUCACUAUGCUAUACUACUAUACAUUUAAUUAAUUCAUAUUGGCUACAUCUUUUUUUCAUGCAAGGUCAGUGAUGUCACCUCAUUGGGUAGCUCUGGAAAGAAAUAUGACAUAGUUAUCACAAUGAUAGUUGUUGACAAUUAACAUUCCCUCAUUAAUUCUAGUCUGAAGUCAGUCAGUGCUGGUAGGGCUCAUUUGACUGAAACUGGCCAGCUUGUAGUGGGAUUUCAGCUCUGAAACAAUUAGUUUUCUCAUUACAGAUAAUUUUAUCCUCAACCUUUUAAAGUCAUCUAGGUAGUGUUUUAUUUCUGUACAUUGUUGACUGUUUUGGACUGUUGUGAAGUCCUCUGUAUGUUGAUCUGAUUCAUAUUUGGUAGCUUAUUUUUCCUCAGCAGUGACACUUAAGGCACAGUCGUGCCAUUUUGUUGGAGGCAUUUUAAAAAUGUAAAACUUUUUCAGUUUGCCUGAAAAACAUCGGGUUUAAGAAAAGACAAAGCAAACAACUGUCAGAUAUUCUAGCAGCAAAUUAUUAAGCUUUAUAGCCAUGUUGUUAAAUAUGGUGGGAGCUGUAGAUGUUUUACUAUAACAUAUCCGUUGCUGCCAGGGUUUACAGCCAAGAGCUGGGUUGACUUGACUAAAAUGAAAAUCUAUGGAAUACAUGUUACAUGUUUUUGCUGCAUGUUAUCUUUUAUUAAAUAAUCCUGCUUUAGAUUAAUUGUUAGCUGUUGAGCUGGUCAUAGUGCUGCAAGUUGGUCCUAACAUUUUUGUUAUCCCACUUGCUCCAGUGUGAUUUUUUUUUUAUUGUUUUGUUUUUGAUCGGUUAAUGCUGUUUUAUUUGAUUUUAUAUCUUAAAAUGUAUUUUCUUCUGACAAAUUUAGGAUUUAAAUAUUUCUUAUUUGAGAUUAUACUUUUUUUCCACUUGUGCAGUUUCCCAUGGACCUGCAAUGUUGCCAUCUUGCAGGCUUCUACAGGGAGAUAUAUUUUUUUGUUCCUUUGUGAAAUUAUCUUAUUGGGGAGCAUGAACAGUUAUAAUAUUUGAGAAUUGCCAUCCCUACAGUCAAUCUCAAGAUGCUCCCUUUCCAGUUUAUUUUUAGUCUAACAUGUUACUCUGGCCUCUUUAACCUCAAGUAUUUGCUAUUGUUUCUGUUCUAGGACUGCAUCUCAUUUAAUACCUAUAAAUAAUUUUCAUUGCAGAUUUUUAUUCAUUUAUUCAACUUAGACGUUCUGGGCUGUGUGACAUAAAAGAUUAUCUUGGUAGUCAAUGUUUGUGGACCCUCUCAUAUGCUAUUAAUGUGUUUAGUGUUUUUCAAAGUUUACCAUGAGAUUAAAAGAUGGGAAAAAAGA